This is a messenger RNA of Myotis davidii, 874 nucleotides long. RefSeq names its product GATA zinc finger domain containing 1 (gene GATAD1). Lineage: Eukaryota; Metazoa; Chordata; Mammalia; Chiroptera; Vespertilionidae. The transcript has 6 exons. Gene Ontology annotation, cellular component: nucleus. Gene Ontology annotation, biological process: chromatin organization. Bases 1 to 831 code for a protein of 276 amino acids. The record is from RefSeq and is a predicted model, not a curated record.
AUGGAGGAUGGCACCGCAGCCUCUAACAAAGUCUGGAAGAACAUGCAAGGAGUAGAAGAGGUUGUCGGAAGCUUCCAGAAAAGGCCAAGGCUGCAGAUGAGUGGGAAGUCACCCAAUGGACCUGGUGCUGAGCGCCAGGGAGGCCGACACCUGCAGCCCCACACCGACUCCGUCCGUCAGGGAGCGGCCUGCAGCCUGAGCCGGGCUCUGGGGGACGUGGCCUCCUCCGCACGUGCCAUCGCCUCGCCGAGCAGGAGGAAGAUGCGGCAGAGUAAGCAGGAAAUUCACAGGAGGUCCGCUCGGCUCCGCAACACCAAGUACAAGUCUGCUCCGGCUGCUGAGAAGAAGGUUUCCACUAAAGGAAAAGGGAGAAGACACAUUUUUAAAUUAAAAAACCCCAUCAAAGCGCCUGAGUCAGUUUCCACCAUAAUCACUGCAGAAUCAAUCUUCUAUAAGGGGGUAUAUUACCAAAUUGGAGAUGUUGUUUCUGUGAUUGAUGAGCAAGAUGGAAAAUCCUACUAUGCUCAGAUCCGGGGUUUUAUCCAGGACCAGUACUGUGAGAAGAGCGCAGCACUGACGUGGCUCAUCCCCACUCUUUCUAGCCCCACGGACCGAUUCGAUCCUGCAUCCUACAUCAUAGGACCAGAGGAGGAUCUUCCCAGGAAGAUGGAAUACUUGGAGUUUGUUUGUCAUGCACCCUCUGAAUAUUUCAAGUCACUUUCAUCACCAUUUCCCACAAUUCCCACCAGACCAGAAAAGGGCUAUAUAUGGACUCAUGUUGGACCUACUCCUGCAAUAACUAUUAAGGAAACAGUUGCCAACCAUUUGUAGUUUAAAAAGCCAAACUGGAUUUCCAGUUAUCAUCUAUUCAUAU